AUGCCACCUGCAGAAAUCCCACGACCUUCGUCGCCUCUCGUAGGUUGGCGAGGUGAUAUGUCGUGUUUGACAAGAUCGUCACAAGAUCAACAUCAUCCUCAAGAGAUCAGCCGCUGGUCUAAGACGACGACAGAAUCAGAGUCCUCCGAGAAUCUACGAGAGACGUCGCCCCAGAAGUCACGUGUGCAGAAGAAAAAUUCAAAACGCAACAGGCAAUCAAAGGACAUGACGAAUUCUAGUCCUGUGGACCCAUCCUCCGAUCGAGUUACCAGCCCGUGUCAACCAAUUGACAACCUUGGCAUGCCUCCAAUCGCCGUGGCAGGUCCGGAUGAACCUCGAUCUUUCUAUGACUCCGGUUCAGAUGAUUCGGAUGACGAUGAGCCUGUUAUUCACCGAGCAAGCAGCGUUCGUGUCAGCAAACCCCAUAUCGUCCAGCAAGGCAAUGCAUCUGGCGGCUCUGUUCCAAAGCUAUUCGGCCCCCAUUCAGCGCCAACAAAUGAAGAAAUCCCGACACCAAAAGGGCAACAAACAUUAAGCUAUGGAACUAAGAACUCAACCCAUGGAACUCCCUCUGCCGAGAAGACGGAGAAGGAUCUAGUCCGAGGCGGACCACAAGACGCUUUGAAAGUCUUGGAAGGUCAAGAUUCUGAGAAAGACUCCUUGACUGCUCGUUCGCCAAACCCAGCCGAAGAGACCACCGGGCAAAAGGAUGCCAUGACACGAACGAUUCUCGAAUAUCCCGAUGCUCCCGGUAGAAAUGAGGCGCUUGAGACCCUACCGGCGCCCAUGGGUGGCUUUGAAUCAGUUCACAUAUCGAGGACUAACACCGAGACAGCAUACUCAAGCAGCACAUAUAUCUCUCCAUCCUCCAUUGACGGCCUGCGCUCCAAUCCCACCACUGAAAACGACAAGAGACUCUCACGAGCCAUCUCAGCUCCAGUCCGCAACUCUGGUCGUCGUGUCAUGAUCCGGCCGGCGGACUUGGUAACGGAUCGGGCCAAUCAUGACCACAAGCUCUUCCGAGAAUCCAUAGUCAGCACACCCUACCCUGCUCGCCAAAGCAGCAUCAGGGAGAUCGAUGAAGUGCCAGCAGCACCAGAAGCGAAAACAGCUCAACAGCCGCGACGUGCCAAACGUCUCUCCAACCACAAGGAAGACGAAUCCGAAGAGGAGGACAAAUACUCCGAUGCGAAAGAGCAAAAUGAGAAGAAUAGUGGCAAGGCAGACCAACCACCGGAGAUCCCUCUGUCCACCAAACCUGUGUCCUCUUCUGCUCCGACGACGUCCAAAUCCGACCGCUUCCCGUCUCCGGUUGCUCCAGAGAUCUUGUUCCUCGACCUCCGUCUCACGCGCCACCCAGAUGCCGGCGUCACGGUCGAAAUCGAAAUCACGGACAAGACCACCUUUGACGACGAGCAGCUCUUCGCCAUCGUCCGCAACGCCUACACCAAUAAGUUAUUGGGCAUGUCGAGGCGAUUUUUCUGCGCCAGGAUCCUGUCAUACGCGAGCGUGGCUGACCAUCUCAGUCCAAACCUCGGAGUUAUUCCUUCUCCACGAAGGGACCGCGGCUAUUGGCGCGGGGGCCAAGCAGCGGCCAUGGCAGCGGACAUCGAUGGCGGCGAUUUCGUCAAGCACCUGCUCCAGCCACGGCAUGGACGGAGGAGAAAAAUAUGGCUCCUUUGGCUCCGCAACCAUCAACGUCAUGAAUCAUCGACCACCUCCUCGUUCGCUCGCCGGUCGCGCAUGGUGCCUCCUGGCAGCCCCCGACAUGCUCCCGCGAGCCCGGUGUUCUCGUUCGCCCACUCUCGAAAUUGCAGCAGUGGAAACCACAACGACUCGUCCCCGAGUAUGGAAACUGCUCCUAACUCAGCGCUCGGCAUCGGAAGUAGGAGCAACCUCAGCGUCAAACCCAGCGUCGCUCUCCGCACCGAGUCGCUGGCAGCCGUGUCGUCGCGGCACUCGCACGUGCCCGUGCAAACGGGUCCGCCGACAUUGUACCUGCACCACACAUUUUCGGUACGUAAAAUCUUAGCUGGCUUGUUGACGACAUUCUUCCUCGCUGUCUCUGUUGCUGUCAUGUGGAUCGUCUUCGGCCCCCCGGGUCGUCGCGCCGACCAGGGCAACGGCACCACGACGUCCGAAGGGAAGGAGUAUACGCUCAGUUGGAAGCGGGAUGCGCAGGGCAGAGUGCUGGUGGGUUUGGUGCUGGGGAUUCUUGUCCUUGAUCUGGGUUUGGUUACAGAGGCGGUCUGGGCGUGGGCGAGCUGGGUUCUGAUGUAG
This is a messenger RNA of Rhinocladiella mackenziei CBS 650.93, 2280 nucleotides long. RefSeq lists its product as uncharacterized. The record is from RefSeq and is a predicted model, not a curated record. The coding region runs from base 1 to 2280 and encodes 759 amino acids. Lineage: Eukaryota; Fungi; Ascomycota; Eurotiomycetes; Chaetothyriales; Herpotrichiellaceae. The transcript has a single exon.